GAGCCAGGCGGUACAGUAGGAUGUCUAUAGAGGCUGAGGCAUUGCUGCAGGAGGCUAAGGAGAGUAUAGAAGCAGCUCAGAAUUACAGGAGCGAACUACAACAACGCCUACAUGGACUCAGCCAGGCACGCAAACAGGUAAUAACACACACCUACAACAGUGGUCCAACUCACACACACACACCCCUCCUCCCUCUCUCUCUCCCCCUACUCCCCCCUCCUCCCCCCCUCCUCCCUCUCUCUCCCCCCUCCCCCCCUCCUCCCUCUCCUCUCCCCCCCCUCCUCCCUCUCUCUUCCCCCCUCUUCCCUCUCUCUCCCUCUCUUCCCCCCUCUUCCCUCUCUCUCCCCCCUCCACCCCCCUCCUCCCUCGCUCUCCUCCCCCUCUCCCCCCCCUCCUCCUCUCUCUCCCUCUCCCCCCCCCCUCCUCCCUCUACUCUCUCUCCCCCCUCCUCCCUCUCUCCUCUCUCCCCCCCUCCUCCCUCUCUCUCUCUCCCCCCCUCCUACCAUCUCUCUCUCUCCCCCCUCCUCCCUCUCCUCUCUCUCCCCCUCCUCCCUCUCUCGCCCCCCCUCCUCCCUCCCUCUCUCUCCACCCUCCUCCCUCUCUCUCAGGCUAAUUGUAAACAAUGCUGUUAUUUCCUGCUCCUCUAAAAGUAAAGCAGAGAAAGAGAGGUAGGUGAAGAGAGAGAGAAACACAACUUAUUGGCCAAACCGGAGGUGAUGUGAAUGCAAUGUAGUCCAACUCCUGAACUAAAAAGCACAUUCUAUUGAAAACAUGCUAUGUAGUUCAGGAAAGGACUUCAUCUGUGUCUGUAACUAGGUUUCCAUCCAAUUGGCGAUAGAUUUUAAUGCGAAUGUUCUAAAAUCUGCAAAAAAACAAUAUGCACAUUUUCCCACCAGAGAUUUUUCCAUCAAACUGACGUGUUGCAGAUAAAAGGCUGUGUGAUGACGUAGUGCACAUUAAAAAUAACAACGUUAAAUUUCCAUGUACUGAAUAGGGGUGUAACGGUACACGUAUUGGUGCCGAACCGGUCAGUACGGGACCUCGGUUGGAUCUGCACUGUGAACCCGAAUACAUACAACAACAAAAAAUAGACAAAAAGCACUAGGCCUAUAGACUAUGCCUACGCUGGGUUGUAGGCCUCUGCCUCUUGAGGAAAUCUGAGCUGAAAAACAUUUCAGGCUAUUCCGUUAAAACAACUAGAGCCUACGCUCUAGUUAAAAAAUGUAAUGUAAAUCUUAAUUGGUGCAUUUCAAACUGUCCUUUUGUGAGGCGCCGCCGGGAACUAGUUCUGUACGAUGACGAGUGGUGGGGUUGAUAAACCAGGAGGAUUCUCCAUCGUUUAAAUCUCAAUUUUGGCUUCCCAGUAGAUUACAAUGGCGAUGGACAGAGAGUUGUGGAUUGAAACCUUAACCGUAUGUCACCACUGCACAACGAGAAUAGCCUAUGCAGCUGCCAACACCUCAAACAUGUUGACGCUUUUAUGCCAACAUCACCCCAAUAUUCCUACCGCAGGAACAAGACGGAAACGCAAAAAAACAACACAGCUUUGUCUCCCCCCUACAUUCAAGCAGCCCUUCACAGCUGAUUCUGACUGGGCCUAAGAAAUUACAAGGGCGAUGGGUAUGUUUUAUAGCUGCGGAUAUAUCGGUGGUUGUGAAGAAAAGGUGGUUUCAGCACCUUGUAAAAGUGCUCGAGCCACGCUAUGAACUUCACCCUCUCGCACCCGUUUCAGUAAACAGGUAGUACCCGCUCUAUAUAAGCAAGCUAACGCCGAAGUUAUCAAUGAAUUGAAACGGACACUUUAUCUACAGUAUGGUUCUGUUCUGCUCUCUGGCGCCCACUGUUCCCACCCAUUAUCUGGCACACCUCUAUCACCUUGCUCUCCUUUCCUCUCCCAGCUGUAGAGUCCAGUUUUGGGCCAUUUUUCCCAUAACCUCCCCAGGGAUGAGUCAUCAUUACUGUAAUAUGAGACGAGGCAGGCAGGAAAAGCUGCUCUGUCACACACACACACACACACAUUCCUAGGAUGGUGUGACGUCCAUGAGCGGUGUGUGUGUGUGCCUUAGACACUUCUGGAAGAGAGGGAGUCAAAACAUCCUGUAGUUUAUCUCUGGUCUCUCUCUCUCUCUUUCUCUCUCUUUCUCUUUCUCUGGUCUCUCUCUGUUCAAUUUCAAUUCAAGGGGCUUUAUUGGCAUGGGAAAUGUAUGUUAACAUUGUCAAAGCAAGUGAAGUAGAUAGUAAACAAAACUGAAAUAAACAAUAAAUAUUAACAGUAAACAUUACACUCAGAAGUUUCAAAAGAAUAAAGACAUUUCAAAUGUCAUAUUAUGUGUAUAUAUACAGUGUUAUAAUGAUGUGCAAAUAGUUAAAGUACAAAAAGGAAUAAAUAAAUAUAGGUUGUAUUUACAAUGGUGUUUGUUCUUCACUGGUUGCCCUUUUCUUGUGGCAACAGGUCACACAUCUUGCUGCUGUGAUUGCACAGUGUGGUAUUUCACCCAAUAGAUAUGGGAGUUUAUCAAAAUUUGAUUUGUUUUCGAGUUCUUUGUUGGUCUGUGUAAUCAGAGGAAUAUAUGUCUCUAAUAUGGUCAUACAUUUGGCAGGAAGUUUUUUCUCAGUUUUUUUGUAAAUUCUUUCCAAUGUGUCAAGUAAUUAUCUUUUUUUUUUCUCAUGAUUUGGUUGGGUCUAAUUGUGUUGCUGUCCUGGGGCUCUGUGGGGUCUGUUUGUGUUUGUGAACAGAGCCCCAGGACCAGCUUGCUUAGGGGACUCUUCUCCAAGUUCAUCUCUAUGUAUGCGAUGGCUUUGUUAUGGAAGUUUUGGGAAUCGCUUCAUUUUAGGUGGUUAUAGAAUUUAAAGUCUAUUUUCUGGAUUUUGAUAAUUAGCGGGUAUCUGCCUAAUUCUGCUCUGCAUGCAUUAUUUUGUGUUUUUACGAUGUACACAGGGGAUAUUUUUGGCAGAAUUCUGCAUGCUGUCUCGAUUUGGUGUUUGUCCCAUUUAGUGAAUUCUUGGUUGGUGAGCGGACCCCAGACCUCACAACCAUAAAGGGCAAUGGAUUCUAUAACGGAUUCAAGUAUUUUUAGCCAGAUCCUAAUUGGUAUGUCAAAUUUUAUGUUCCUUUUGAUGGCAUGUUCCUUUUGAUGGCUCUCUCUCUGCUCUCUCUCUCUCUCUCUCUCUCUCUCUCUCUCUCUCUCUCUCUGGUCUCUCUCUCUCUCUCUCUCUCUCUCUCUCUCUGGUCACUCUCUCUCUCUCUCUCUCUCUCUGGUCACUCUCUCUCUCUCUCUCUCUCUCUGGUCACUCUCUCUCUCUCUGGUCUCACUCUCUCUCUCUCUGGUCUCUCUCUCUCUGGUUUCUCUCUCUCUCUCACUCUCUCUGUCACACCUCUUAUCUCUCUCUCCCCAGGCUGUAUGUCCUCCACUCCCAGUGGACAUGUCAUUGUAUUCCAGAUGACAAUAUUAGCUUUCCCAUCCUUCUCCGUCCCAAAAUAUGUAUUAUCUUUGGCAACAUCCCAAAUGGUACCCUAUUCCCUCCAUAGUGCACUACCAUUGGGCCCUGGUCAAAAUGAGUUCACUAUAUAGAGAAUAGGGUGUCAUUUAGGACACUGCCCUUAUCUCCACAAAACUGAUAGACACCAGGAAGUGAUGCAAUGGCUCCAGUGAGGCAUUUCCUGUGUCCUGCUGUCCAUACACACUGAUCUCUGAUAGUAUUCUAUGUAGGUUUUUCCCAUCCUCAUCCAACUAUUAUUUUCUCUUGUUUUAUCAGUGCAGCGCCUCUGCUCUCUUCGGUUUCCUUCUCUCUGUCUCGCUCUCAUAGUCUAAGUGAGAGUGAGAGGAGGACUGUCAGUCAGUGAGUGUGUCCCAAAAAGCUCCCUAUAUAGUGCACUACUUUUGACCAGAGCUCUAUGGGCCCUGGUCAAAAGUAGUGCACUAUAAAGCUACUAGCCAUUUGGGACAGAGAGUAUGAAACUACCAGACUGACAGGAGUUCAACUCAGCAUGCUUGUCUGUUAAGAGGAACUGAAACGGAGACUGAGUUUCACUGCAAACGACUAACCACCAGCUUCCUGUUCCGUCGGGGGACUGGCACUGUUUCCAAAUGUCAAAAUUUCUUGCACAAAGUUAGCAUAUAAAUGUAACCAAUCAAUCAAUCCCCUCCCUGUCCCUCCAGGCGCGAGGCAGCUCGUCUCAGGCCAGGGAAGUGUUGAAGCGUCAUUUCUAUCAACUAGAGAUAAAAAAAAAAAUACUGGUCCAUUCUUCCCUCUCUCUCUCUCUCUUCCUCCCCUCCUCUCCCUCCCUCUCUCUUCCUUCUCUCUCUUCACUCUCUCUCUCUCUCUCUCCCUCUCUCUUCCUCCUCUCCCUCCUCCAGGUGCGAGGCAGCUCGUCUCAGGCCAGGGAAGCGUUGAAGCGUCAUUUCUCUGAGCUCCAGGCGGCUGUGACCCGCCUCCUGGCGGAGCGCCUGAGCGUGCUCCUUAGCGAGGUGGAUGUCAUCGAGCAGGACAGCGUACGACCGCUGGACGACUGCCAGAAACUCAUAGAACAUGGAGUCAGCACUGCCGACGAGCUGCUCCGCGAGGGUAAGAUAUAGGUAGACACAUGGACAGACGCAUGGACCGAAAGGUUGCUGGUUCGAAUACCACUAAAAUGCUGUGCCCUUGAGCAAGGCACUUAACCCUGACUGCUCCAGAGGGCGCUGUACAAUGGCAAACUUGGCCGUGAUCCCACUCUCUGAGAGUGUCUCAGGGGGAGUUGGGGAUAUGCAAUAAAACACAUUACCAUUACACACUUGUGUAACAGGACAAAUAAAAUCACCCCCAAAAUUAUGACUAUUUUUAUUACACACCAUCAGAAUCCUGUUUCCCCUAUUGCUCCGGUCCUCUUCCUCAGUACCAUGAAACCUCAGGGGUCUCCUAUUUCAUGAUUCAUCUACUGUAAUUCAACUGAUUUAAAGGUUUUAAUCUCUCUCUUUCCCUCUCCCCCUCUCCUCUCUUCAGGUGAGGUAGCUAUCCGUUGUGGUGUGGGGGAGAAGGAGGACAAGCUGGGGAGUUUCACCAAGAAGGCCCUUCAGAUCCAGCUGGACAGGUGGAGAGAGAGAGGGGGAGGGAGGGAAUUAUCAUACUCUCUUUGUGUAUGUAAUGUAUGUUGUAACUUUUAAGUAUACAAUGUAAAGGUUAACUCUGCGUGUGUGUGUGUGUCCCAGCCUCCCGGAGGUUCCAGUGUUGGUAGACGUGCCGUGUGUGUCUGCCCAGCUGGAUGACUCUCUGCUGUACGCGGUGAGAGAGAGAGUGUCACGCCACGGAUCAGUCUCUUCACACCCUCCAGUCCAGAUAGAGGAACUCCAGGAGAGACCAGGCAGUGUGUUAGUACGCUGGUGUAAGGUGAGGGGACACACCCUACAGAUUUUAUAACACUGAUAUUAACUAACACACCCUACAGAUGUUAUAACACUGAUAUUAACUAACACACCCUACAGAUGUUAUAACACUGAUAUUAACUAACACACCCUACAGAUGUUAUAACACUGAUAUUAACUAACACACCCUACAGAUGUUAUGACACUGAUGUUAAUUAACACACCCUACAGAUGUUAUGACACUGAUGUUAAUUAACACACCCUACAGAUGUUAUGACACUGAUGUUAAUUAACACACUGUACUGUGGGGGUGUGUUUCCUAACUCUCUCUCUCUCUAGGUGGAUGAUGAGUUUGCGGUGCAGGACUACCGUCUGCAGUAUCGUCGCUCAGUGUCUGGUCAGUACCUAGGUCGAAAAUAUGAAGGUUGAGUCAAAUGAUUUCAUAUCCCAUAACGUAUUAAUUUCUACGUGAUUCUGUAUCAUUCAUAUUUAUUCAAUAUGAUAAUAAUAAUAUGAAUGCGGGUGCAUUUCUAAACAAAGGGACCAGCGACGCUGUCUUAGUGUAACAAAGGGACCAGCGACGCUGUCUUAGUGUAACAAAGGGACCAGCGACGCUGUCUUAGUGUAACAAAGGGACCAGCGACGCUGUCUUAGUGUAACAAAGGGACCAGCGACGCUGUCUUAGUGUAACAAAGGGACCAGCGACGCUGUCUUAGUGUAACAAAGGGACCAGCGACGCUGUCUUAGUGUAACAAAGGGACCAGCGACGCUGUCUUAGUGUAACAAAGGGACCAGCGACGCUGUCUUAGUGUAAUGGUGCUGAUCCCAUGAAUUUGUUUAAUUUCUCAAGUUUGCACCCGUGAAUAUGUUGUCCUAACCAUAUAAUUAAAUAUUAGUACUUUAUUAAUAGUGCUUAAUAAUAUUAAUAUUAUAUCAUAUUAUGUGAAAUAUAUUAUAAAUUGUAAUUAUAUUAAUGGUACUUCAUAAUAGGAAUAGUACUUUCUAAUUGAAUAGUACUUUAUUAAUAGUAAUUGAUCUCUGUGGUCCUGACCUGGGUAUCUUCCACUUCAGGUCAGUACGAGGAUGCCUACAUCGGGCCGGAGCAGGAGUUCCUGGUCCUACACCUGGACCCCCACACUGAUCAUCUGUUCAGGGUGUGUGCCCGAGGGGAGGGACGUACCGAGUGGAGCCCCUGGAGCGUCCCACAGACAGGAUACACCACACUGGCACCCCAUGGUAAACAUGCACCACAUGGAGCAGAUGCAGUGAGAACAUUCAGCUGCAGGAUAUGCAUGCUGAUGCAGCGUGGUCUACGAACCUCAAAGUGCAUGCGUCUCAGAUGCUAUUUUAGCAUCUCAGAUGGUAUGUGCGUGCGCAACCUGUAGACGUUUGUUGGUCUCGUGUAUUGUGAGUCACUAGCUCUGGUCCAGGGCGUCAGUGUCCUACCACAUAAACAGUCAGGGCACUAGCUCUGGUCCAGGGCGUAAUGUUAGCCACUGUUGCUUGUGCAGCUAGCUAGUACACACUAGCUAGGCUAGCUAGCUAGUACGCAUACACUAGCUAGUUAGUACACACUAGCAAGUACCUAGCUUGUAAUUCUAAAUGUAAUUUCACCACCCAUGCUGUUGGUGGCGGUAAUGCACCGUCGUCUCUGGCAUCAUUCAACAUCCUGUCUCAUCUCCUAUGUCUCAGUGGCGUGAGAAGGUGUCUGCUGGAGCCAGAUCUGUUGAAUGCAGUCGGCCUCGACUGAAGAUGUACUGUUGUCAUGGUUUCUGUCUUCUUCUGGGUGUUGUGUGUGUGUGUGACAGAGUGGUGUCCAGGCAGUGAGGGCUACAUCCUCAGCAGUAGAAGAAACAUUGCCAUGCGGAGUGACUCCUCCCCCUCUAAAGCUGGGGUUCUCUACUCCAACGCUCCAACGUACUUCUGUGGACAGACGCUCACCUUCAAGUCAGUACUCACACACUCUCUCUCUCUCUCGCUCUCUUUCUCCCUCUCUCUCUCAAUCACAAUCUCUUGUGUAAUGUUAUGCUAUGAUUAAUGUGUGUGUGCUUGUGUAGGAUCUCUGCGACGGGCCAGGUGGACAAGCGGGACAGUAUCGGGUUGUGUGUGGGGUGUGAGGGAGAGGCGGAGUCUCUCCAGAGAGACCAGGCUGUCUGCAUCUCCACCAAUGGUACACUCAAAAUCACUUUUUCAGAUUUUACAAUUUUUUUGUAAAGCAUACAAUUGCAGAGUAGCAGCAGCGUUAAAAGUUAGAAAACUUGACUGAGAUUUCUCUCUCUCCUUCUAUCCCUCCCCUCUUCCUACUCCUCUCCUCUCCUCCAGGAGCGGUGUUUGUCAACGGUAAAGAGAUGACCAACCAGCUGCCUUCCGUCACCCUCGGUUCUGCUGUGACCUUUGAUAUGGAAGUGGUCAACCUACUUCCUGUUAGCAACAAUAACAACCUUAGCGACGGAGGCAACUUCAAGCUGAGGGUUACGAUUGGCUCAGGGAACCGGGAAGUGGUGUUUGAUUGGCUGCUGGACCAGGGGGUGGACUGCCUGUUCUUUGGCUGCUCCUUAGCCCACCCUGGUUGGAAGGUGCUGGUGUUCUGAGGUUGCUGAUUGGAUAGCAGCCCUGUCUGCUGGAGUUGGACUGCCAACCUCGUGCUGUUGUCCUGUCCCAAAUCAACCCAUAGACCGACCCCUUAAACCAGUGGUAUUCAAAC
Molecule: messenger RNA, 8046 nt
Organism: Coregonus sp. 'balchen'
Lineage: Eukaryota; Metazoa; Chordata; Actinopteri; Salmoniformes; Salmonidae
Source: the annotation of a GenBank genome assembly